Molecule: messenger RNA, 12207 nt
Organism: Melopsittacus undulatus (budgerigar)
Lineage: Eukaryota; Metazoa; Chordata; Aves; Psittaciformes; Psittaculidae
Gene: IGF1R
Product: insulin like growth factor 1 receptor
Exons: 21
Coding region: 935-5026 (1363 amino acids)
Biological process (GO): multicellular organism development; protein autophosphorylation; cellular response to glucose stimulus
Cellular component (GO): axon; insulin receptor complex; plasma membrane
Molecular function (GO): insulin receptor activity; ATP binding; insulin receptor substrate binding
Source: RefSeq, a predicted model, not a curated record
AUUUCUUAUUAUUUUUCAUUUCUGGAGAGGAGGGGGGAGAAAGCAGGAGCCUGUGGCAGCGGCGCUGAGGAGAGGAAGAGGAGGAGUGAGGUGUGUGUGUGUGGGGGAAAGCCCUUUUUAAUUCAUUUUCGAGCCAAACCCUGCGUUUGGAGCCUUUGCAGGCAGCCGGACUUGCGGCGGUGGUGCCGGUGGUGCUGUGGGUGGUGGUUGUGCGUGCGGGGUGUUCCCCCCUCCCCUUCCCUCCCCUCAGUGAGCGGGGAGAGCAGCCGCGGGGAUCCCGCCCGGGCAGCCCCGUCCCCGCGCUGAGGGACGGCCGGGGAAGCUGCUGUUGUUUUGUAAUAAGAUUGCCUUGGGUCGCACCCCCCAUUCUCCUCCUCCUCCUUUUCCCUUUUCCCUCCGCGGCCCUCCCAGUUUUUUUGUGUCUCUCCGUGUGUGUGUUUGAAAAUGGAGGUGGAAGAUGCAGACUGCCAGCCCCGAUGUGCCUCAUGUUCGCGGCUCCCGUGCACCACGUACCGCUGCCGCCAGCGCUGAGGGAAGACGGCGGCGCCCCCCGCCCGCCGACACGGAGCCCGCCCCGGAGACAGCGUCGCCCCGGGGCUUUUCAUGCCUUGUUGUUGUUGUUGUUGUUGCCGUUAAUACAUCUUGAAUAUCGGGUGUAUUUUUGGUGUGGUUGCUCCGGAAGAUCAACACCCAGGGACCUCAGAAACCCCUCCGGUUCUACCAGUCCGAAGGGGCUUGUGUUUUUUCUUCGUUUCUUGGAGGCAACGUGGAUUUAUUUAUCCAGACCCGUUUACUCGUCCGCCUUUUUUUUGCCUCCUUCGGUAUUUUUAGAGGACGGGGAGAGAGAGAGAGAGGAAAACGGACAAUUUUGGACUCUUUUUGUCGUUGUUUUUGUUUUCGGAAAGGGGGAUUUUGUCCAAUUAAAGAAAGAGGAAUGAAGUCUGGCGCUGGAGGAGGGUCCCUCGCCGUCGUCUGGGGGUUUCUGCUCGUCUUCGCCGCACUUUGUCUGUGGCCAACAAAUGGGGAAAUUUGUGGGCCAAAUGUUGACAUUCGCAAUGACAUCCAUGAGCUGAAACGCCUGGAGAACUGUACGGUGAUCGAGGGUUUCCUGCAGAUUCUGCUCAUUUCGAAAGCAGAGGAUUACCGCAACUUCCGCUUCCCAAAGCUCACUGUCAUAACUGACUACUUGCUGCUGUUCCGUGUGGCAGGCUUGGAAAGCCUCAGUGAUCUCUUCCCCAACCUCACAGUCAUUCGUGGGAGGAACCUCUUCUACAACUAUGCCUUGGUUAUCUUUGAAAUGACCAAUCUUAAAGAGAUUGGGCUUUACAACUUGAGGAACAUAACCCGCGGGGCCAUACGGAUUGAGAAGAACUCUGACCUGUGUUACCUCUCCACGGUGGACUGGUCUCUCAUCCUAGAUGCGGUGUCCAAUAACUACAUCGUUGGGAAUAAACCUCCAAAGGAAUGUGGGGACUUGUGUCCAGGAACAAUGGAAGAGAAGCCAUUGUGUGAGAAGACAUCUAUUAACAACGAGUACAACUACCGCUGCUGGACCACCAACCACUGCCAGAAAAUGUGCCCCAGCUCAUGUGGCAGGCGAGCCUGUACAGACCAAAAUGAGUGUUGCCACCCCGAGUGCCUGGGGAGCUGCACGGCGCCCGACAACAACACAGCAUGUGUGGCCUGCCGCAACUACUACUACGAGGGAGUCUGCAUGCCCACCUGCCCUCCCAACACCUACAAGUUUGAGGGCUGGCGCUGCGUGACCAAAGAGUUCUGCUCCAAAGUCCCUGCCACCGAAACAAGUGAAUACGAGAGGUUUGUGAUUCACAACGACGAGUGCAUGGCAGAGUGUCCCUCUGGAUUCAUACGCAACGGGAGCCAAAGCAUGUUCUGCAGCCCUUGUGAGGGGCCUUGCCCCAAGAUCUGUGAGGAUGGGAAAACAAAGACCAUAGACUCCGUCACAUCGGCACAAAUGCUGCAGGGAUGCACGAUUCUCAAGGGAAAUCUGCUGAUCAACAUCCGUCGUGGAAGUAACAUCGCCUCAGAACUGGAGAAUUUCAUGGGUCUCAUUGAGACAGUAACGGGGUACGUGAAGAUUCGUCAUUCCCAUGCAUUGGUCUCCCUGUCUUUCCUGAAGAACCUGCGGUACAUUCUGGGAGAGGAACAGGUGGAUGGGAAUUAUUCCUUCUACGUGCUUGACAACCACAAUCUCCAGCAGCUGUGGGACUGGAACCAUCAUAACUUGACGAUCAAGGAGGGGAAGAUGUACUUUGCAUUUAAUCCUAAACUGUGUGUUUCUGAGAUUUACCGUAUGGAGGAAGUUUCAGGAACCAAGGGGCGGCAGAGCAAAGGAGACAUAAAUCCAAGGAACAAUGGGGAAAGAGCCUCUUGUGAAAGCCACAUUCUGCGUUUUGUUUCCAACACUACACUCAAGAAUCGGAUUAAACUAACAUGGGAACGGUAUCGCCCUCCAGAUUAUAGAGAUCUCAUUAGCUUCACUGUUUACUACAAAGAAGCACCAUUCAAAAAUGUGACAGAGUACGAUGGGCAAGAUGCUUGUGGCUCCAAUAGCUGGAACAUGGUUGAUGUUGACCUGCCACCGAACAAAGAGAACAAUCCUGGAAUUCUCCUGCAGGGACUGAAACCUUGGACUCAAUAUGCCAUUUAUGUCAAGGCUGUUACACUCACAAUGAUGGAAAACCAUCACAUUCAUGGAGCAAAAAGUGAAAUUGUAUAUAUCCGAACCAAUGCUGCAGUGCCAUCCAUUCCCUUAGAUGUUAUUUCAGCAUCCAAUUCCUCAUCCCAGCUGAUUGUGAAAUGGAAUCCUCCCUCUCUUCCUAAUGGCAACCUCUCGUACUACAUCGUACGAUGGCAGCAGCAACCUCAGGACAGUUAUCUUUACAGACACAAUUACUGCUCCAAAGAUAAAGUCCCAAUUCGAAGAUAUGCUGACGGGACCAUUGAUACAGAAGAAGCUACUGAACCCACCAAGCCAGAGGGCUGUGGGGGAGAAAAAGGACCUUGUUGUGCUUGUCCCAAGACAGAGGCAGAAAAGCAAGCUGAGAAGGAGGAAGCAGAGUACCGCAAAGUCUUUGAGAACUUCCUUCACAACUCCAUCUUUGUCCCCAGACCCGAUCGGAAGCGAAGGGACGUGUUCCGAAUUGCAAAUGCCACUUUGGCCACUCGGAACAGGAACGCAACUGGGCCAGAUCACUUCGCCAAUGUUUCUGAUGCAGAGGAGAGCGAGGUGGAAUACCCCUUCUUUGAGACCAAAGUGGAUGGCAAGGAGAGAACUGUCAUCUCCCAUCUCCAGCCUUUUACUCUUUACCGCAUUGAUAUUCACAGCUGCAACCAUGAAGCUGACACACUUGGUUGUAGCGCUUCCAACUUUGUCUUUGCAAGAACCAUGCCUUCAGAGGGAGCAGAUAACAUUCCAGGAACGGUAGCAUGGGAAGCAAAAGAAGAAAAUACCGUCUACCUGAAGUGGUUGGAGCCUGCAAACCCCAAUGGGCUGAUACUGAUGUAUGAAAUCAAGUAUGGGCAGCAUGGAGAGGAGAAGCGGGAAUGUGUUUCCAGGCAGGAAUACAAGAAGCUUGGAGGAGCUAAACUAACCCACCUGAACCCUGGAAACUAUUCUGCUAGAGUCCAGGCCACUUCGUUAGCUGGAAAUGGGUCAUGGACUGAGCCAGUCUCUUUCUAUGUGCAACCCAAAUCAGCAAACUAUGGGAACUUCCUGCACUUGAUAAUUGCGCUCCCUAUUGCUUUCCUGCUCAUCAUCGGGGGAUUGCUGAUAAUGCUGUACGUCUUUAACAAAAAGAGGAACAGUGACAGGCUGGGCAAUGGAGUGCUGUACGCUUCUGUGAACCCUGAGUACUUCAGUGCUUCAGAUGUGUAUGUUCCAGAUGAAUGGGAGGUGCCCCGUGAGAAGAUCACCAUGUGUCGGGAGCUUGGGCAAGGCUCCUUUGGAAUGGUGUAUGAGGGAAUAGCCAAGGGAGUGGUGAAGGAUGAGCCAGAGACCAGGGUGGCCAUCAAGACUGUCAAUGAGUCUGCAAGUAUGCGUGAGAGGAUAGAGUUCUUAAACGAGGCCUCGGUGAUGAAGGAGUUCAAUUGUCACCAUGUGGUUCGGCUGCUUGGUGUUGUUUCUCAGGGCCAGCCUACACUGGUUAUCAUGGAGCUGAUGACACGUGGGGACCUCAAAAGUUACCUGAGAUCUUUGAGGCCAGAUACAGAGAACAAUCCUGGCCAGGCCCCUCCCACUCUGAAGAAGAUGAUUCAGAUGGCAGGAGAGAUUGCUGAUGGGAUGGCAUACCUCAACGCCAACAAAUUCGUUCACAGAGACCUUGCUGCGAGAAACUGCAUGGUGGCAGAAGACUUCACAGUGAAGAUUGGAGAUUUUGGCAUGACAAGAGAUAUCUACGAGACAGAUUAUUACCGUAAAGGAGGGAAAGGUUUGCUGCCUGUCCGCUGGAUGUCCCCAGAAUCACUGAAAGAUGGAGUCUUCACCACGCACUCCGAUGUCUGGUCUUUCGGUGUUGUGCUGUGGGAGAUCGCAACGUUAGCGGAGCAGCCCUACCAAGGCAUGACCAAUGAACAAGUGCUCCGCUUUGUGAUGGAAGGAGGCCUGCUGGAAAAACCAGACAACUGUCCUGAUAUGCUGUUUGAACUGAUGCGCAUGUGCUGGCAGUACAACCCCAAAAUGAGGCCCUCCUUCCUGGAAAUCAUCGGUAGCAUUAAAGAUGAGCUGGACCCAGCGUUCAAAGAGGUCUCCUUCUUCUACAGUGAAGAGAACAAGCCUCCAGACACAGAGGAGCUUGAUCUGGAGACUGAAAACAUGGAGAGCAUUCCUUUAGAUCCCUCCUCCACCCUCCAACCCACUGACAAGCACUCAGGACACAAAGCCGAGAACGGCCCAGGCGUGGUGGUGCUUCGGGCCAGCUUCGAGGAGCGACAGCCGUACGCACACAUGAAUGGGGGACGCAAGAACGAGAGGGCCUUACCGCUGCCCCAGUCGUCGGCCUGCUGAUCCUUCCCAGCCAGAGUCUCACAACGCGGAGCAACACCUGCAUUGGGGGAAGAAAGAAAGAAAGGAAAUCACAAUGUGUUCAAACAGCCUACUGUACCUCAGUGGAUCUUCAGAACUGCCGUAGCUGCACUUGGGAGAACCCUUUUUCCAGUCAAACAAGUUGUCGUGUUUUUCUGUUCCCGAUACGCAAGCAGAUGUUUGUUUCAGUCCAGGACUCCAGUCAUGGGGCGCACAGUUGGCCUUUUAAAACUGAUGUUAACACUUCAUAGCGACAGAAAACUUGAGAUCUGAUGUCUCUCUCUCUAUCCUUUCUCUCUCUUCUUUCUGUCUCUCUCUGCUUCAUAAUGGGAAACAUAUCUGCGUGCAAGUCCAACCAUAGAGCACUUUGAUCAGAUCAAAGAUAGCGCAGGCCGGGGGGGCUCGGGGACCCUCCAAGCACCUGCCUGACACCGUAGGUCUUUAUAGAAUAAAACCCGACAAAACCCCCCACAAAAAGAAAACUCAGCUGACAAAAAGACUGGAUUUUUAACGUUGCUCUUUAACCUUUUUAGGAACACGUCAGAGAAUCAAAAGGGCCCUCAUUCGUCCAAGGUUGUUCCCAUUUCCAACGCUGCCAAAUUUUGCCAAAAAAAUAACCCGAACUCUCUUGGUUUUUUUGGUUUUUUGGGGGUUUUGGUUUGUUUCUGUUUCGUAGGCAUGAAGGAGCACGGUAACCGACUGCUCUGAACCAGAUCCUGACCAAUACGUUCUGUUCAAUCAUACACUGGUAUUUAAAACAAAUAGAUAACAAAAAGUAAUGAAAUUGUCGAGCUCUUUGUUUGAAAACUGGACAAAAUGUGAUUAUUUCCUUUUCUUGUGAUGGAGAAGAUAAAAGGGAUGGGGUAGAGAAACAACCCCCUUCCCCUCGCCCCUAUCCCCCCCCACCGUGCCCCCAUCCCGCUCAAUUCUGGACAAAACUGGCAGUGAUGAGCUAAACCGACGCGUGCGCUUCGUACACACCAAAAGGCAAGUGCACACCAACACCGAACCAGGAGGAGCCUGCAAGGAAGAGGCUGAGGUCUCCAGCAGGGCACCUGCCCUCCCUCCACACAGGCUCGCAGCAAACGCCGAUUGGAGAAGACACAAAACAGCAGGAACCGGAUUCAAGUACAUGAUGCUUUGUUGACCUUUUUCUCUUUAUUAUUAAGACUUCUCGAAGGGUCUUGCAGUUCUAUGUUAGACCAUGGAUCAUUUGCAUACACAUUGUCUUUUGUGUCACUUUUAUAACUUUUUUACGGUUCAGAUACUCAUCUAUAUGUCUGUACAGAAAAAAGCUGCUAUUUUUUUUGUUCUUUAUCUUUGUGGAUUUAAUCUAUGAGAACCUUCAGGUCUGCCCUCCUUUCCCUCCCCUCCCACUUCAACAGAUUUUCUUAUGCUUUGUACUAUAGUGUGUAACUCUUUACUUCCUCCUUCCCAGUAACUGAUACCUUUCAUAUGAUUUGCCAUGAACUGUUCAAUGCCUUUUUAUAAAUACAUUUCCUCCUCUUUUUUUUUCCUUUUUUUUUCUUUUUUUUUGGAUUAUUUUGAUUUUUCUCUCCUCUCCAUUGGUUGUUUUACACCAUCUUGGCUGCGUGGGCUUUUGAGGGGGACAUGGAGAAAGAAGGGGGACACCCUGCACGGAAACCACUCGAGCAGUGCUGUGGUGUGUUGAGAUCCCGUUUUUUUCCUUCCUUCCCACUCUCUCUGCCCAGGCAGCGUGCGAGGCUCUUACAGUGCAAGGCAUGAUACAAACUCAGGUCAGAAAAAACAAAAAGGUUAAAUAUUUAGUACAUUCUUGUUCAGUGUUUAUAGUCAUUGUUGUACAAGGGUCCUUCCCCUCCUUCCCUCCCCGCUUGUUUUGGUUGCGGCACACAUCCACCCGCCAUCCCCACACACACUCCCCCCACACAGACACACAUAUGUAUGUGCUUUGGUUUGUAUUUGUUGGGUACAACAGCAGACACCAGGCUUUUGGGUCACUGGUUUUUGGGUCACUGGUCACUGGCACCCUUCUGCCCCGUCAGUAAGAGCUGGCCCAGUUGCAGCUGGCAGUGCCAGGUAGCCUUAGGGUGGCCACUGAAGCUCCAGCAACCCUCAGCUCUUCACUUGCCUGAUGAGGAAGCCCUCGUGGAGGGCACCAGGGCUGCAUUUUACACCCUGGGGAAGAGAAAUAACACCAAAACCAACUAGAACCCAGCAGGCCGUUCUAUGGGGCUGGGUGGCCAGAGUGCAGCUGGGGCCAGUGGCGUGGCUAGCAAAACAGUUCAAUGUUGGCUGCUAUGGAAACCUGUGCAAGUACAAGCUUGUUGCUUAAAUCAUAGACCAAACCUCAGAACAAAGGAAAACAAGUAAGCUUGUUUGUUCAGUUGUAGAAGCCGUGGUGACAGGGGAAGGAGGGGGCCGCCAGAAGGUCUGCAACCACCGAAUGAUACCAGUUAACGUUAGUUACAGCAUCUAAGCCUUUGUUUAGCACUGAUCCAACCAAACGAUGGCAGUGAAGAGGUGGUUCUGGGAUGGAAACGCUUCAAUCUUUUGAGUAAGAACAAAGAAUUCAAGUAGACUGAUUGCUAGUUUUGACUGGAGAUUUGAAAAAGUUUGUAGUGCUUUUUGCUUGUGUAGUUUAGGUCCCAUUAUCUUCUCUUGCCUCUGUCCCAUAGUUAUUUUUCCCUUUUAAAAACGAAAAAGACAAAAAAGUUAAUUAAGAAGGUAUUCUAUGUAGGAUUUUUUAUUUAUUUUUGUGAUAUCAGUUUAAAUCACUGUAGAGAUGCCCCAUAAUAAAUCUAAAUACUGAGAUAAGGGUUUUUGAGUAUGACAGGGGGACAGGUUUUGAUUUUUUUCAAACAUUUAUCUACCUCACUCUUAUUUUUUUAUAUGUGUGUAUAUAAAAAAGAAUACAUCUCACAUGUCUCAGCAGCCAAUAAAUGCCGUUGAUACUGGUAACCUCUCACUCCAUAUACCACAUGCUCUAGGUUCUGGAGGGGAACAGUCACUGCUUGUCACAAAGGGUCACUUCUGAACAUCUGCCUCCAUUCCAAGGAGUUUUUUGGCUCACAUUCAUUACUGUGAGGGGGAAUCCCAGGGCUGUCUGCCUUAGGGGACCAUUCCUGAAGGAAACUUGAGGGCUUUUUAGUUUGCCCUCCUGGCAGUCCUCAGAUCAGGAACAAAAUGCUGCGUGGUUUGAUGAGCAGAGACACAGCUGACCUGCUAUGAGGACUUCAAAUUACGAGUAUUUGAUGAAGUCUAUCACAGAAAUGGGUUGAUGACAAUGUCAGAAGGCCCAGAAUUACUGUAGAGUGAAGGGAAUGGUCGUGUUUGUCCUUCAGAAUGGGCUCAGUCCUGCUGAAUUUCCCUCAGAUGCCACAAGCACCAAAAAGAUACUUGGCUGAAUCAGCACCUAAAAAUGAAUUGGCUCUUACAGCAACAGCAUUGCUGGCUUGACCAAAAAACCUGCCCCAGGCUGCCUGGUGAUAACUGCUACAUCGAGUUUACAGCUUCGGAUCUUUGCUGCUUCUGUUUGAUAAGAGAGCACUGAUGAUUUUUUUCCUGAAACUAACAUUGAAUUGAUGUCUUUUAACGUGCCAGUAAACACUCAGUUCCCUUUUCUUCCCCUGUUUAUAUGCUUCAGAUAACUGUGGAUUCUGAUGGACCAGCCAUCAAACUUUAACCACCCUCUGACAGCGUGUCACUGGUUUACAAGCACACAGGACUAACACGAGCUUGCCAUCAACUUGAUGUAUAAUGUUUCUCUUUUUCCAGCUCAGGCAGCUGUUGGUGCAGGUGUUGGUUGUGGUAUCUAAAUAAUGUGGUGCUUGGCUACUACGAGUUGUACCCAGCCUUGUGUAAGUACAUAGCGCUGUGGUUAAGUACUGCAGAGUUGGCCUUUGCAGGGAGCGUUUCUAGCCCUAAGAGACCAGCCAGAUUUAAUGGGUUUACUAGGUUGGGGCUGGUUUUCCAUUUCUUGGGAGGCUCCCGUGACCUUUUGGUGCAGUGGCUGUUCCCCUCUCUUGCACAUAUUUGAUUACCACAACUGGAGAUCCUCAGAUCUUUCAGCUGGCUAGGAGGGUUUUGUUAAAACUGUCCAAGUUCCUGGUUUUUGUAAUUGUAUGUAGGUGGUUUAAAGAUGCAUUAGGAAGCAACACUAACGACGUAGCACCCAUCACAAUGAGCAUUUCCAAAAGCACUGCAGUAGAAGACAGUCGCGCGACAUCACGUCCACACGCGUGAUGACAGUCAGCUCUCCUGGACCAAACCACCUUCAUGAUACCAUUGCGUUCUGUGUUUGCAGUUCAAGCUUAAUUCCUUUUUUGUUCUGUUUGUUUCCAUAGCUUAUUUUUGUUGUUGUUGUGUUUUGUGCGUUUUGAAUAGCUUUAUUCACAUGGGUUUUUCAUGCAGACUUCCCUUGGACAGUAAAUCAAGUUGUUUGUGCAUGUGAACAACUGAGAAUUAAUGUUGGCUUGGUAGAGUCAUAAUACGGUUUGUAAUGUUGUUCUUCCCUGAGACCACUGGCUUGUCUGGUAUGGAAAAUUUAUUUAGAACUUCAGCUAUGUUUGAAUAAAGUGAAAGUAAUCCAGUUUGUUUAUAAAUUGCAAACAAAAGCCCACCCAGCCCUGAAAACCAGCAUUUGACAGACGGCACCAAGAUGUUUUCACACAGUAGGGUAACGCACUGGUGUUGCUGCAGAGAGCAGGGCCUCCGAGUGUGGUGCUUGGCUGUUGUGCUCCCCUGACUCGCAUUUAACAGCUGCUCGGUGGCACAGAAGGUGGUUUGGUUGCAAAGGAACGUGAACACAAAGUGUCAGCUGCGUGGUACUCAAUAAGAUGCUCUCUCAGGGGAGUGAUAAAGCAGCCACGGAAGCCAAGCGUGAUGGGAAGCGCAAGGCUGGCCGGUGUGCACCGAGUCUUUCCCAGCGCGAUGCCUCUGCUCGUUGAUGCUGGUUCAAAGCGAUGUAUGGCUCUAGGGGUGUGCACACUGAUGAUGCUCCUCUUGGGCUUGAAAGACAAAGGCAUGAAAGCCCAGUUUGCCCAGGACAACUGGUCACCAGGUGGGACUGCUCUCAGGUCCUCUGGGAACUGCUGAGGGGUGUUGGGCACGAUCAGAGUCUAAGUGAACAACACUCCUAUUGUUGGUAUAACUCCAUACAUAUAUAUCUAUAUAUACAUAUAUAUAUCUGCAUAUGUAUAUCUAUAUUAUAGAUAUAUAUCUUUUUAAACCCUUUUCAUUCCAUUAGUACAAGUAACACUUGUUUUCUGUUAUUCUUAUUUUGUUUGUCAACCAUGUAUUUAAUCACUGGGCUGAACAACAGCGGAGGAAGGUGCAAGGGAUCCACUCCUUACUAACCAGUGAUAAAAGCCAGAUAUUGCAACUUAACCCACAAGUAGUUGUGCAGACAAGGAUUUGAGAAUGAUGUGUAGAAACAACACUAGUGGCCAGGGGUGCUGAAGAUACAGAACUAUAAAUAGGCAGGAGGGCUUCAAAGGAUGCCUUGGUUCAGAGAUGAACAGCCUCUGCAAUUGAUCACAGCCAGGUAGAUCAGAACCGAGAGGCAUGGAAGCAGGAUGUGGUAAUGGGUAUUUACAAAGACACAGGGCUUGGCAGAAGUUUGAGGUGGCUUCCUGAGCUUCAUCUGUGGGACAGCAUUGGAGCUCAGGUAUCACAAUUCUGAUCAUUGGUACUUGUAACUAAACCGCUGGACUUCCCAUCUGGAAGGGUAAAUUGAUUGCCAGGAGUUUAAUAGUUGGUGGUGUCAUCAGUCUGUAUGAAUCUGUAGAGUUGGUCUGUUCUGCAAGUACCUGAAGACUAUCACUAGCUGUGUGUGUGCCUAUGCGUGCGUGCUCAUCUUUUCUCUUGUGUUCUGUUGAUUAGUAAUCCAUUAGCAUUUUCAAUAGGGCUUCAAGUCCAGUAGAUUACGGGUAGUCAGUUGACGAAGAUCUGGUUUACAAGAACUAAUUCAAUGUUUCAUUGCAUUUUGUAAGUACAUAGAAUAAUUUUAUAAAAUGUUUGUAGUUUAUAAAUGCCUAAACUAUAAUUUAAGGGCACUUUCCUGUGUCUGUGUAUGAGUGUGUCUGUCUGUGAUCAGUUGUUUCUCAUGGUACCAGUUUACUAGCUAGCUUUACGAUAUGCCAAAAAGGAUCCCGAACUUGUCCAAUCUGUGGCUUGUCCCUCUUCCCACCCGCCCAAGCUUUGUGUCCCAGUAUACAGCGAAUGAAUAAAGGAGUUGGAGAAAUGUUCUGUAUCUUCAGUAUCCUGGUCUUCCAGAGCCCUCUGGUUGGGGUGGGAUCAUCUUAGCUGGUCAUUUCACGUUACUGUCUAGGGCAGUUGGCUUAAUGGAUUACAGGAACCUCACUGGUUGGGGAAACAGAAUGGGUUUUGCUGCUACCCAGGCUGAUGUGUGCAGUGCAGGACCAGCCUUGCAGUGGCCACAUGGUCUGAAGGUUGCCACUAUGGAAGAGAGAGAGGGAAGGUGGUUUUUGUAAUUGCUAUUGAAGAACUGUGCUGAUUUCUUACCACUCUGAAAGCUUGUGCGCAGCCUCUGAAGCUGUUGAGCACCAUUUGGAGCUGUGUUGAAACGAGCAAGGCAGGGUCCCUAUUUAUUGUUAUUUAAGAGUACUGAUGAUCCCUUCACCCUUGCCCCCCGGAGCUGCCUGACCGCAUUGCCGAAGGGUUCCCAUGAGCUAGAUACUGUUCAGAACUCAGCUCUUCUGUUUGCUGAACCAGUGAGGUUUGAGAUGAAAAGGAUUGGCCAGAGUUUCUCUACCUCUGGGACAAAAACAAAACUAGAAAGUGCUAAGGAAUGGAUGCAGUUGCAAAUACAUUUUCCAGUCUUUUCUUGUUUAAAUUUUUUUAAGAGAAAAUGAAACAAUACCAUGGCCAAUUUAUUACAGAAAAAGACUUGCUGUGUAUAAAUUAUUCCUAAAGAAAUUCCUGUGUUUAUAUUAAAAUGAAUCAGUAGAGAAAAAAAAAAUUCAAAAUGUUUUUGUAUAUUCUGUUGUAAGAAUUUAUUCCUGUUAUUGCGAUAUACUCGGGAUUCUUUACAUUAUGAAAAGAAGAAACUUUGUCUAUUUUGAAUGGCUGAAGCUAAGGCUCCUUUAGUUUCUCUUACUCUGCUUUUUUCUAGUAGUUUCAGUACUACAUGAUUUAAGUUAAAUAAAAGAAUUCUGUAUGCA